Messenger RNA from Sciurus carolinensis (gray squirrel), 1419 nucleotides. It is a transcript of the gene Tp53i3, whose product is annotated as tumor protein p53 inducible protein 3. Gene Ontology annotation, molecular function: quinone binding; NADPH binding; quinone reductase (NADPH) activity. The transcript has 6 exons. Lineage: Eukaryota; Metazoa; Chordata; Mammalia; Rodentia; Sciuridae. Bases 278 to 1291 code for a protein of 337 amino acids. The record is from RefSeq and is a predicted model, not a curated record.
UUCCUGAGCACUUGGACCACAAGACUGUCAGAGCUCUGGGCAGAAGAACACAGGUGGUCUUGGUCUUGGUCUUUGUUUGGGAAGUGGGAGGGUUGUUUCUUUCAAGAGUCAAACUUGUGUAAUAUGAGAUUCUUACACACCCAUAGCACAGGCACUGGUGUGGGCCUGCAAAUCAUUCCCGCCCUGAACAAAGUCCCUCCCUGAGCUAGGCCUGCAGCAGCAGUUGCACCUGAAACAGGAGGUGAGGCCCAGGCACCCCCAUUCUAAGAGGGAAACGAUGGCUUCAGAUAAAAUGUUAGCUGUGCACUUUGAUAAGCCUGGGGGACCAGAAAAUCUCUACAUAAAGGAGGUGCCCAAGCCGAGCCCUGGGGAGGGUGAAGUCCUCCUGAAGGUGGCUGCCAGUGCCCUGAACCGCGGGGACUUACUCCAGAGACAGGGCAAGUAUCCCCCACCCCCAGGAGCCAGCAGUAUUUUGGGACUUGAAGCAUCAGGACAUGUGUCAGAGUUGGGGCCUGGCUGCCAGGGGCACUGGAAGAUUGGGGACCCAGUCAUGGCUCUGCUGCCUGGUGGGGGCCAGGCUCAGUAUGUCACAGUCCCUGAAGGGCUCCUGAUGAACAUCCCAAAGGGACUGACCCUGCACCAGGCUGCUGCCAUCCCAGAGGUUUGGCUUACCGCCUUCCAGCUGUUACAUCUUUUGGGAGAUGUUCAGGCUGGAGACACUGUGCUAAUCCACGCAGGGGCAAGUGCUGUGGGUACAGCUGCCAUCCAACUCACCCGGAUGGCUGGCGCUAUUCCUCUGGUCACAGCUGGAUCCAAGCACAAGCUUCAAAUGGCAGAAAAGCUUGGAGCAGCUGCUGGAUUCAAUUACAAAGAACAGGAUUUUUCUGAAGCAACGCUGAAAUUCACCAAAGGUGCUGGAGUUAAUCUUAUUUUAGACUGCAUAGGCGGAUCCUACUGGGAGAAGAAUGUCAACUGCCUAGCUCUUGAUGGCCGCUGGAUUCUCUAUGGUCUAAUGGGAGAAGAAGAUGUCAGUGGGCCCCUGUUUUCAAAACUACUUUCUAAACGAGGAAGUCUGAUCACUAGUCUGUUGAGAAAUAGGAACAAGAAGUACAAGCAAAUGCUGGUGAAAACAUUCACAGAGCAAAUUCUGCCCCACUUCUCCAAGGAGAGACCUCAACCUCUGCUGCCGGUGGUGGACAGAGUGUACCCAGUGUCUGAAAUCCAAGCGGCCCAUGAGUACAUGGAAGCUAACAGGAACGUGGGCAAAAUCGUAGUGGACCUACCCCAGUGAAGAAAAGGGCGAUUCAAGGCACGGUCUCCCCGGGCUUUCCCAGAGUGCACUUGGGGAGGGUCCUCCAAGUCCUCCUCGUCAGUAGAUCUGUGUAAAGCUGGUCUAAGUAAAUAAAGAGUGGACCUGAA